GGAGGUAUGGUGUAUUCAGGACUGGACUGACAAUCUGUAGCUUCUGGCAAAUACCAGAGAGGCUGCUGGAAGUUUCCACAGACACAGUCACUGUUUAUUGUGCCUCUGUCUACUUCACAUGCCAGGGCCUGUUAUUUAUUUUAUUAUUAACAUGUAUUUAUAUAGUGCCAACAUAUUUAUCCCAGUCCAGACCUGUGUGUAUUGUUCAGCCAGCACGCAGAGGCUGACGGGUAGAAAUUAUUAGUAACGGCGGCUAAAGAAGGAGUUUGUGUCCCUCACAGUUUGGUUCAGAUUUUACAGAGUGUGUGAGGGAUAAUUUGAGGGAUAUGGGACAAAUAUUAUUUUUUCGCCCAGGCUCUCAGCUCUGAUAUAAUAACUACACACAUUACACGAUUGGGGAGAGUGCAGGAGAGAGAGAGAGAGAGAGAGAGAGAGCAGAAGAGAAUGCAGGAGAGAGAGAGUGCAGGUGAGAGUGCAGAAGAGAGGGUACAGGAGAGAGAGAGUGCAGGUCAGAGUGCAGAAGAGAAUGCAGGAGAGAGAGUGCAGAGAUUGACACACUUCUGCCUCAUCAGGGUGAUUGUUGUGUGAUGCCCCAAGCGGUUGCUAUGCAGCUUUGUGCUGUUCCUCUGAGCUUCAGUCUGCACUUUAAAUGCGUUUCAGAUCCCUUGGAAUUUCCUGCUCUCAAAUUACUCCAAAUAUAUUCCCCCCAGUACAGCGGUCUCGCACUUCUACACAGUCCGUAGCUCUCUCCUCCCUGAGAUGCAUCUGGCACCACUAAUGAGGAAGCCAAUGUGAGUAUUAACAUCUAAUAAUGAGCGUCCUUCCUCCUGUGCGCAGGGACAGGAUUGUGGCAGAGCUACCCCAGUGCUUCAGUAAAGAGUCAUGUCUGCACACCCGAGAGUCUUUUCAUUCUAAAGUCACCAGUGCCUGUAAGCAGCAACGUACAGGGACUGUGGGCAGAUAUAGGAUCUCCAAAGUGAUUGUGGUUGGGGACCUGUCAGUGGGAAAGACAUGCUUGAUCAAUAGGUUUUGUAAAGACACGUUUGACAAGAAUUAUAAAGCCACAAUUGGAGUGGACUUUGAGAUGGAGCGAUUUGAAAUUUUAGGGGUGCCAUUCAGCUUGCAGCUCUGGGACACAGCAGGACAAGAGAGAUUUAAAUGCAUUGCUUCUACAUAUUACAGAGGGGCCCAAGCUAUAAUCAUUGCCUUCGAUUUGACUGAUGUUUCCACCUUAGAACACACCAGGCAGUGGCUACAAGAUGCACUAAAGGAAAAUGACGCUUCGUCUGUGCUCCUUUUCCUAGUUGGAUCAAAGAAGGACCUCAGUUCCCCAUCUCAGUAUGCACUAAUGGAAAAAGAUGCCAUAAAGGUUGCAAAGGAAAUGCAGGCCGAGUACUGGUCUGUGUCUUCACUAACAGGGGAAAACGUGAAGGAAUUCUUCUUCCGUGUGGCAUCCUUAACCUUUGAGUCUAAUGUGCUGGCAGAGCUGGAGAAGACUUAUGCUAGAAGGAUCGGCGAAGUUGUGCGCAUUAACAGCAAUGACAGAAACGUGUACCAGUGCACAAAGAAAAACAAAUCCACCUGCUGCCAGUGAAUCUUUUCUGCUGCCACAUUUAAUAUUUGCACUCGGCUUCUGAAGACCAAAGUAUUUUAUAGACCAAUUUUAGAGAGUAAAUGAAUCCAAAGGCCCUGCAGCUCUACUCUGUUCUAGGAGUCGUCAAAGGGUUUUCUAAUGGACUAAGGGGUAUAUUUAUCAAAGCGUGAAGUUAAUAGUGAAGUUCCGCCACUAGAGUGAAAUUCCACCACUCUCCAUUCAUUUCUAUGGGAUUUUA
This is a messenger RNA of Xenopus laevis (African clawed frog), 1832 nucleotides long. RefSeq names its product RAB34, member RAS oncogene family S homeolog (gene rab34.S). The transcript is spliced from 11 exons. The record is from RefSeq and is a predicted model, not a curated record. Lineage: Eukaryota; Metazoa; Chordata; Amphibia; Anura; Pipidae. Gene Ontology annotation, molecular function: GTP binding; GTPase activity; G protein activity. Gene Ontology annotation, cellular component: Golgi apparatus; phagocytic vesicle membrane; cilium. Bases 812 to 1594 code for a protein of 260 amino acids.